AGGCCUGUAUCACAUUGAGUGAAAUUGUGGGGAGCACGGCUUUGCUGACAGACCUGUAUGGGUCUUCUGAGCACUGAGUUGCUGGUUGCUACAGGGCCCAGUUAGACCCAGUCAGCGGAAACUGGCCCCCACCCUAACAGGGACCGUGGGUGUGCAAAGGCCUCUGCAAAGCAGUGCGGUUGGGGAUAGUGACCUAUCCCACUCUUCCUAGAGUGCCAGCUGCAGAGGGCAACUGGGAAGGCUUUGAGCACAAAGUAUUCUGAUUCCAAAUGUUUUGAUGGAUGACAGCAUACAUGUUGCUUUGGAGAAGUCUUUCGGGGAGUCCCAGGAGGUUGGGAAUUGGUGGAUGAAGAACUACUACCAGGGAUACGGUUCACUCUCAGGAAACGCAGAGCACUACAGGCAUCUGCUCCACAAAGGCCUCAAGAAAAGGAUAAGGCCUGAGGACAGGCCGCUGUAGUGAUGCUGACCAGAAGACAGUUGUACAGCGAGGGGUGAAUGAUAUACUCUCCAGCUAACCUGAGAGGAAAGAUAGAAUCGUUUGGUUUGGAAGAAAUCCUUGAGACCAUUGAGUCCUGCCGUUAAGCAAACACUACCAAGUCCACCACUAAACCCUGUCCCUCAGCACCACGUCCAGGGACGGCAGACACUUCCUUUGGCAGCCCGUUUUAAUGCUUGGCAAUCCUUUUGAUGAAGAAGUUGUUCAUAAUAUCCAGUCUAAACUUCCCCUAUCACAACCUGGGGCCAUUUCCUCUCAUCCUAUCACUUCAUACUUGGGAAAAGAGACCGACACCUACCUCCUUAAAUCUUUCAGGCACAGGCCUGUGCUGUCCUGUGCUGUGUUGUGUGGCACAAAUCCUUUGGUGGGAAGAUAAACUCAGCUCAUUGUAAUCGCAGAGGCUGCAGGCAAGACACCUGCAAGCAAGAAGUCCACCUGCCAAAGUCUUUUACUGCAGCUGUAGAAACAAUCAAUAGAAUUGCUUUCUUGCAGGGAAGUCCUAAGAUGGCUUGAAUGACUGAAACGGGGACACUCUGUCUUUUCUAUGACCAGGGUCUGCACGGCAUGUUGUGCAUGGCUGCCGUUCUUUCAUGAAGCUCCUCUGCUCAGGGUUCUCCACAUCUACCCUUCCAGUAGGGUGAUCUAUAAUAAAGGGAAUUGUGAAUGACAUUUUAGAGAGUGGGCAUGUUUCUCUUGCUGAGAUCACAAGGAACCAGCAGCUCCUGGUGUAAAAGUGCUGGUUCUCGGGUCGUUCCAGGUCGAAGGUCCAGGUGUCUGAUGCAGUUCAUAACCAGAUGGUUUCUUACAGUUUCUGACCUGUGAAAGGGGACAUGGCGUUUCCUGCAUUGGAGGGCCAGCACACACGGCUGCGCUUUCCCAAGGGGCUCUUUGCAGGUGCCCUUUAGGAAGGAAAAUUUCUAGGCCAGGUAAUAGACAGCCCUAGCAGAGGGGAGGCUUUUAACCCCCUGGAAACUGCUUUCAGGGACAAGGGAGCACGAGAGAGCUGGCAGAUGUUUAAGGAUGCUUUCCACAGAGUGCAAGAGCUCUUGAUCCCCACAUGUAAGAAAUGAGGGAAGGAAGGCAAGACACCAGCAUGGCUGAGUAAAGACCUGCUUGUCAGACUAAAGGGCAAGAAGGAAACGCACAGUCAGUGUACAGGGACCUUGCCCAGUUUUGUAGGGAUGCGGUCAGGAAGACCAAGGUGUGGCUGAAGCUGAACACAAAGUACAACAAGAAGGGCUUCUAGCGGUAUGUCAGACAGAAAAGGAGGGUCAAAGAAAGUGUACCUCCGCUGAUGAACACGAGUGGCAAACUGGUAACAACAGGCAAGGAGAAGGCUGAGGCAGUCAGCAACUUUUUUUGCUUCAGUUUUCACUGUCAGUCUCUCUUCCCACACUUCUCGAGUGGAUGGACCUGUAAGCAGGGACCGGGGGAGCAAAGUGCCUCACGCUGUAAGAGAAGAUCAGACCACCUGAGAAACCUGAACAUAGAGAAGUCUCUGGGACCUGAGAAGAUGCCUUCCGGAGUCCUGAGGGAAUUGGCUGAUGUGGUUGCUAAGCCACUCUCCAUGAUAUUUGAAAUGUCAUGGCAGUGAGGUGAAGUCCCUGGUGACUUGAAAAGGGAAACAUUACACCCAUUUUUAAAAAGAGUAGAAAGGUGGACCCUGGGAAGUACCACCUUGUCAUCCUCCCCUCUGUGACUGGGAACAUGAUGGAACAGAUCCUCCUAGAAAUUAUGCUAAAGGCACAUGGAUGGGCAGAGAUGCGUGUCAAGACAGCCAGCAUGGUUUCACCAACGUCAAGUCUUGCCUGACCAACCUAGUGAUGUGGGUCAACUUAUAGGACAGAAUGACUGUAUAAGAGGACAAGGGAAGACUGGACUUCUGUAAGGCCUUUGUCACGGUUCCCCACAACAUACCUCUCUCUAAGUUUGGACACAUGGAUUUCACGGAUGGAGUAUUUGGUGGGUAAGGAAUUGUCUGGAUGGUCCUAUCCACAGAGUCAUGGUCAAGUCUCAAUGUCUGGAUGGAGAUGAGUGGCGAGUGGUGCCCCUCAGGGGUCCAUAUGGGGACAAGUCCUGUUUGACACCCUCAUCAACGACACAGUGGGAUCAAGUGCACUCCCAGCACGGUUGCAAAUGGCACCAGGCUGAGUGGUACGGCUGACACGCCUGCAAGGCGAGACUCCGGGCAUGCCUUUUGCCUCCCUCGGCCCGCUGCUACGCUGACAGCGACUUCACCGCCGACAGCGUGGACGUGGCCGGCACGGGCACUCUGUGGCCGGCUGAGCGCUACGAAGUGUGCCUGAGCAGCAGCUCAGGGAGGAGGCAGUUCCAGUUCCUGAGACCCGUCCUGUGCAGCCCGCAAAGCAGCGUUGCAGCGGGGCCGGGAAAGAAGAACGAAGAUCCCCUGUGCAGCUGGCAGGCCGCGGGCGAGAGGGAAGGCGAGGCGGGGAGCACGGCCCCUCUGCCCGUUCAGCCGCUGGACUGGCCGGACGACAGGCGCGUCCAUGCGUGAGCCUUGUUGAAACCCGCCUGCCUUUCCCGUCCUCAGCCCGAGACUCCUGAGUAGAUGGGGGCCGUGCUGGGCUGUUACCUGCGUGCUGCCCCUGCGGGGGUUUCCGCCGGGCUUCCCCGGCCGGGGAAGGCGGCUCGAUCCCUCCGGGCUGAGACUCCGCCCCACGGUGCUGCGGGAAAUGCCAUGCCCCUCUCUCGACGCCGUGCUCCUGGAAGUGCAGGGAGCGGCCGUCCGGGAGCCAAGAGCGCCCGCCUGCCGGAGGGCUCUGGGCAACGGGCAUCGGGGAAAGAGACGGGGCAGCUGCCGGCGCUCCCCGUGCGCUCGGAGGCAAGCGUCGGCCCCGCAGGACUCCCGGGGCUUCUGCGCUGCGCUUCCCUCGCCGGCGCCGAGUGCGCGCGUCCUGCCGCGGAGCCCCGAGGCGGGCGAGCGGCCGGAGCCGCGCGUGUGCGCGGAGGCCCGAGUGCCCGUGCGAGGCGGCAGCGCGGGCAGCGGGCGGCGGCGGGCGCAGUCCCGCCGCGGGCCGCAGGGUGGUGCUCCCGGCCAAGGCGGCGCCGAGCGGCUGCGGGCGGGGAGGCGGCCCAGCCCAACCAGCCGCUACACAGCCCAGCCCAGCCGAGCCGAGCCGAGCCGGGCAACGGCGGCGAGCGGCGGCGAGCGGUGCCCCGUGCCAGCGGCUGCCGGGCCAGGGCGGCCGCGCUCCGUGCCGCCAUCCGGAGUCGGCGAGAGGGAGGCCGCCCGACCGCCGCCCCGCCGCGCUGCUGCCGGGCGCCGCUCUCCGCGGAGGAGUGCGCGGGCGAUCCGCGAGACGGAGGCUGUCCGCCGGCCCGAGAUGGCGAUCGCAAGGCAAGUGCUUUGUCUCUGUGCUUUCCUCUCCCUGCCGCUCGCUCGCUCCGAGCCCAUCCGCUACUCCGUAGCCGAGGAGGCGGCGAGCGGCUCCGUGGUAGCCAACGUGGCGGAGGACGCGGGGCUGUCCCCGGCGCAGCUGGCGGCUCGCGGCGCCCGCCUGGCCUCGGAGGACGGCCGGCAGCACUUUCGCUUAGACCCCGCCACCGGCAGGCUCGUCGUGGCCGAGAGGCUGGACCGGGAGGAGCUGUGCGGCCAGUCCGCUACGUGCACGCUCCCCUUCGAGCUCCUGCUGGCAAACCCGCUGCAGUUCUUUCGGGUGGAGGUGGCCGUGGAGGACAUCAAUGACCAUUCCCCCGUUUUCCCAGUGGAAAAAGUCGUUUUUAAGAUCCCGGAAAGGAGCGACCUGGGCUCGCGUUUCCCUCUGGAGGGUGCUCGGGACCUGGAUGUUGGUAGCCACAGCAUCCAGGCUUACAGCAUUUCUCCCGAGAACGAGUACUUCAGUGUCUCCUUUGCAAGUCAGAGGGAGGAGGACAAAUAUGUUGAACUGGUCUUGGAGAAGGCUCUAGACAGAGAGGAGGAAGGAGAGGUGGUUUUCAGUCUCAUUGCCAUGGAUGGGGGCUCUCCUCCCAGGAGUGGGACCACACAAAUCCACAUUGUUAUUCUAGAUGUAAAUGACAACUCUCCUGUCUUCACACAGAAGCUGUAUGUUGGGCAGGUUUUGGAAAAUGCCCCUGUGGGCUCUGUUGUUCUCAGAGUGGUGGCAACUGAUCAGGACGUGGGAGUUAAUGGGGACAUCACCUAUCAGUUCAGCGAAGCAGUGGGCCAGAAUAGGUCAUCAUUCAUGAUCGACCCUACUAGUGGUGAAAUUAAACUCACGAAGCCUCUGGACUUUGAGGUGGCAGAGAAUCAUGAGCUCAGUGUGCGGGCCACGGAUGGCGGUGGCCUGUCAGCAAUCUGCAAGGUGUUGGUGGAGGUGGUGGAUGUGAACGACAAUGCACCGGAAGUGGUGGUAAGUUCCUUCAACAGCCCCAUCCCCGAGAACGCAUUACCCAGAACGGUGGUUGCCCUCUUUACUGUCAGGGACCGGGAUUCUGGUGCAAAUGGGAAGAUCUCCUGUGCCCUUGAGGACCAGCUAUUGUUCUCCCUGCGUCUGGCCUAUAAGAACUACUAUGAGCUUGUCACCGUCAAUGCUCUGGACAGGGAGGAGAUGGCACGGCACAUCCUCAUUGUCACAGCAGCAGACGCAGGGUCACCUCCUCUCACAACCACCCAGACCUUCACGGUGGACAUCUCCGAUGUCAACGACAAUGCACCUGCCUUCAACCAGACAUCAUACACGAUGUAUGUGCGUGAGAACAAUGUCCCCAUGGUGCUUGUUGGAGCUGUCAGUGCUGCAGAUGCUGAUGUGGGGCCCAAUGCCAAGGUGACAUAUUUCCUGGCACCGUCCCAUCCCACAGAGCAGCCUCCCUGCUCCUGCAUCUCCGUGAACUCUGAGAAUGGGCACGUGUUUGUGCUGCGGCCUCUGGACUAUGAGCAGGUGAAGCAGAUUGAUGUCUUGGUGAGUGCCUCCGAUGGCGGAUCUCCUCCUCUCAGUGCCAACGUCACCGUCCACCUUGUUGUGGUGGAUGAGAAUGACAAUGCGCCUCUGGUGCUGUACCCAUCACAGGACAGCGGUCCACCAUCCAGCGAGCUGGUGCCUGUAUCAGCUGAGGCAGGGUACCUCAUCACCAAAGUGGUGGCUGUGGAUGCAGACUCGGGACAGAACUCGUGGCUCUCAUACCACCUGCUGAAGGCCACCGAGCCCGGGCUGUUUGUGGUGGGUGCCCAAAGCGGGGAGGUGCGGCUGAAGAGGCCAGUGACAGAGAGGGAUGCUGUGAAACAGAAGCUCGUUGUUGUGGUGCGAGACAAUGGGCAGCCACCGCUGUCAGCCACUGCUGCACUGAGUGCACUCCUGCUCAAUGACUUCUCAGAAGUGCGCCUACCACCCACCAGCCUGGCCACGGAGGACGAGAGUGACUCCCUGACAACCUAUUUAAUCAUUUCCUUGACCUUUGUCUCACUCCUCUUCCUCGCAUCCAUGACAGCCUUCAUCACUCGCAAGGUGUGCAAGAGAAAGGAGCUGAAGGCAGGGCACGUGCUUUAUGGUGCUGGCAACUUGCAGAGCAGCCUGGCUGAUGCAGCCACAGCAGGGACCUUGCCCCAUGGCUAUUGCUAUGAGAUCAGCCUCACAACGGGCUCUGGCAACAGCGAGUUCAAGUUCCUGAAGCCCAUCCUCCCCAGCCUGCCACCACAGCAGUGCACCACGGUUGGGGGCACCCAUGAUGAACAGGAUUUCCCCUGUGGCCCCAUUACUGCAGCAGACAUGGCACCAGACAACCCAGGGACCCUCUCUGCAGAACAGUUCAAUAGUCUUUCCUUUAACUAGCAUGGAGUCAGCACAUACAGAGGCUUCAUUCAUGCCUCACGAUAGGAAGGGAUCUCUGUUACAGCAUGUGGCAAUGGUUCCUCCCAGGUUAAUCUGCAUUUGCAAUUGGCGUCAGUGAUUUCUGCCAAAUUCUAUGUCAGAAGAAAUUUUGUCUCCCCCUCCAAACAAACAAACAAGCAAACAAAGAAACAAAAGGACCUCAAGCCUCCUUCACCCAGGAAAUAAUAUUCUUCAGCUGUGAAAUGCUUUGCGAGUGGGGUUAGGUCCAGGGUCACCAGUCAAGUUCUUGUCUCACUUGCUGUUAGGCAAGCUCCUGGCCCUCUUAUUCUGUGCUGUAACGCAAUGGCAAAGUCAGGCAGACAAAUCCCAUUGUCCUGGUUUCAGGUGGGAUAGAGUUAAUUUUCUUCCUAGUAGCUGGUAGCCUAGUAGCUGUGUUUUGGAUUUAGCAUGAGAAUAAUGUUGAUAACACACUGAUGCUUUAGUGGUUGCUAAAUCAUGCUUGCACUGAGUCAAAGACUUUUCAGCUUCUCAUGCCCUGCCAGUGAGGAGGCUGGAGGUGCAUAAGCAGUUGUGAGGGGACAGAGCCAGAACAGCUGACCCAACCUGGCCAAAGGGAUAAUUCAUAGCAUAUGACAUCAUGCUCAGCAUAUAAAGUGGUGGGAAGUGGCCGGGCAUCUGAGAAUGCUACUUGGGAGGAGAGUGGGCAUCAGUCCUUUGAUAGUGAGCAGUUGUUUUUCAUUUGUGUCACUUGUCUUUUCUUGGGUUUUAGUUAUCUUUUGGUUGUUGUUGUUGUUAUUUUCCUGUUAUUAUUAUUAGCAUUAGUUUUGGUAUUAGUUUUAUUAUUCUAAUAUUUUAGUUAAUUUCUUAAACUGUUUUCAUAUUAACACAAGAGUUUUUUCACUUUUACUCUUCCAAUUCUCUCCCCCUUUCCACCGUGGGGGCAGGGGAGGGGCAGUGAGUGAAUGGCUGUGUGGUGCUUAGCUGCUGACUGGGGUUACACCACAACAGACACGCUCACUGAAAUGUAUGUAGUUGUCCACCCGGGUCAGAAAAGCAAGGAAGUUGUGAGUAAUGUGUUACAAUGUGGUGCAAGCAAGGGACUCUUUCUUCUCGGGGAGCUGCUUCUUCUCUGCUCUGUCUGACAUGUGUGGGCUCUGUCUGUUUUUCUGUCUGGUCACAAUGUCUGUCUGGACAGCCGUUGUGUGCCUGCCUAUGCUGCAAUAGUGCUUCCCAGUGAAGCAGAGAGUUGCUGCCAUCCAGACGCUCUGAUCAGGCAAGAAGGGUAUUUUCAACCAUCACCCACAGAUCCCUUUCUGCAGGGCUGCUCUCCAGCCACUCCUCUCCCAAUGUAUACGUAUACACAGUACUACUCUAUCCCAGGUGCAGAAUCUGGCCUUUGGACUUCUUAAGUGUCAUGCCGUUGAUGAUUGCACAAUGCUCCAAUCCAUCUAGAUCCCUCUGCAAGGCCUCUUUUUCCUUCAGAGAGGGAGCAGCACCUUUCUCUUUGGUAUCAUCAGCAAAGUUGCUAAUGGUACCUUCAACUCCUGCACCCAGAUCACUGAAAAUAGUAUUGAACAGGACUGGCCCUAGAAUUGAACCCUGAGGAACGCCGCUGGUGACAUGUCACCUGCCAGACGUUGCUCCCCUAUUCACUGCAACCCUUAGAGCCCUGCCCUUCAGCUGGUUCUUCACCCUGCUGAUAGUGAACCCGCUCAUCUCACAGUUGAACAAUGUAUCCAGAAGAAUUCUCCGAGGGAUGAUAUCUACAGUCACACAAGAAUCCAGAAAAACUACAUCCACAGCCUUCCUUCACGCACGGGACAGGUGACCUUAUAAUAGAAGAGUGUGGACCUGUUGGAGUGAGUCCAGAGGAGGGCCAUGAGGAUGACCAGAGCACUGGAGCACCUUUCCUAUGAAGACAGACUGAGAGAGUUGGGGUUGUUCAGCCUGGAGAGGAGAAGGCUUCAGGGAGACCUUAUAGAAGCCUUCCAGUAUGUAAAGGAGGCCUCCAGCAAAGAUGGGAAGGGACUCUUUAUUAAGGAGUGUAGCAAUAGGAAAAAGGGGAAUGGUUUUAAACUGAAAGAGGGGAGAUAUAGAUUAGAUAUUAGGAAGACAUUCUUUACUGUGAGGGCGAUGAGACACUGGAACGGGUUUCCCGGGGAAGUUGUGGAUACCCCUUCCCUGUAAGUUUUCAAGACCGGGCUGGAUGGGGCUUUGAGCAACCUGGUCUAGUGGGAGGUGUCCCUGCCCAUGGCAGGAGUGGUGGAUCUAGGUGAUCUUUAAGGUGCCUUCGAAAUCAAACCAUUCUAUGAUUUUAUGACAUCAAAGCAAUUAAACAGGACUUUCCCUUGGUGUACCCACGUUGACUGCGCCUGAUGAUUGCAUUGUUCUUUCAAUGCCUUUCAGUAGUACUCAGUAUCAUCUUUAAUCUAUAAUUUUCCCAGGGUCUGAGGUUAGACUAACAUGUCAGUAGUUUCCUGGGUCUUCCCUCUUGCCCUUCUUGUAAAUUGGAAGAACAUUGUCUAGCUUACAGUGAGCAGGGACCCCUCCCCAGUCUCCCAAGGCCUCUGGCAGCUGAUCAAGUGGUGUCUUGCUGUAACAUGAACUAGCUCCUUCAGUAAUCUGGGACAAAUCCCAUCAGGCGCCACGGACUUGUGAACAUUCCGCUGAUGCAUCUGAUCCCUGACAAUUCAGCAUCCACCAAUGGAAAGACAUUAUUCCUGCAUUCGUGAACCUCUGACUCAGUGGACUGGGCAGCCGAAAGUUGAUUAGGAGUAUUAAAGAUUGAGGCAAGAGAAGCAUUGAAUGCCUCCUCUUCUUCUUCAUCCCUGCCGGUCAGGUUACUGUCUUCAACAAGUAUCAGUCUCAUGUUUUCUUUAGACCUCCUCUUGAUAUUGACAUACUUUAAAAAGCCUUGCUUGUUGUCUGACACAACGCUGGCCAGUUUCCACUCUAAUUGUGCUUUGUGCAUUCGUGUCUUCUCCCUGCAUAAACAAACCUCAGCUCUGCAGUCUUCCUGCAAAGCCUGACCUUGCUUCCCGAGAUCACACAAUUUCUUUUUCCUCUUGAGCCCCGGAAGGAGUUUCCUGUGUGGCCAAGCUGCUCUUCUGCCCUGUUUGCUUGACUGUUGACACAGUGGAAUUGCUUGCUUGAAGACUGUAACUGUUCAGAGUUGUGAAAACAUGCUCAUUGCCUUUGGGUGCAUUGUAAGGAAACUGCACAAGUUGCUUCAAAGGACUUUGUCUGAAGGUAGAGUUGAGAUGAACUAGGAAAAAGCCAAUUGAGUUUUCUCUGAUUUUUGUUCCUGAGUUCAGAGGCUUCUUGAUGGCAGGGGAAAUCUGUCCCACUAGGAUUUCCUGGGUUUGGGUUAGAGCAUUUGCAUUCUGCUUUCUACCCUUUCUCCUUCUACUUUGUGAACUGUGUUUGAGCAUUGUCUUACCUCUUCCUCUUAAGAAGGACUGUCACUCCAUGUAUAAUAUGAGAUUGUUUGAAUGAAAGCAGUGUGGCACAGAAUAUUUGGAAACCCUGACACUGUGUUGUGCUUGAGUUAUAAACUGUACCAUUGUAAACAGGGAUACUCUUGUGUGUAAAAAUGAAAUAAAGAGAACUCUGGAAUGCCUUGUGUGAAGACAGU
Messenger RNA from Chroicocephalus ridibundus (black-headed gull), 9919 nucleotides. Its product is annotated as protocadherin beta-15-like. Gene Ontology annotation, biological process: homophilic cell-cell adhesion. The transcript has a single exon. The record is from RefSeq and is a predicted model, not a curated record. NCBI's taxonomy places the organism in Eukaryota, Metazoa, Chordata, Aves, Charadriiformes, Laridae. Bases 3193 to 6285 code for a protein of 1030 amino acids. Gene Ontology annotation, cellular component: plasma membrane. Gene Ontology annotation, molecular function: calcium ion binding.